Trichogramma pretiosum is the source of this 1431-nucleotide messenger RNA. RefSeq lists its product as uncharacterized. The transcript is spliced from 3 exons. NCBI's taxonomy places the organism in Eukaryota, Metazoa, Arthropoda, Insecta, Hymenoptera, Trichogrammatidae. The coding region runs from base 147 to 1349 and encodes 400 amino acids. The record is from RefSeq and is a predicted model, not a curated record. Gene Ontology annotation, biological process: muscle organ development. Gene Ontology annotation, cellular component: sarcolemma; sarcoglycan complex.
AGAUCUCUCUGUAAGCUCUGCAAGCUCGUAUCGAACAUCGAGAGAAAGAGACAGACGGAAGAGAAGAAAGAUCGACGGCCAGCAGGAGUCGCUGCUGCCGAGAGAGAGACAAAGAGUUAAAAAUAGCGACGCUGCCUGGUUGGGCUAUGACGAUUAACGAGGAGGAGCCAUCGCCCUCCAUGUCGACUGGUGGUAGGCCUACCGCUGUUGCGUCUACCACCACCACCGCGACCACUACUAACUCGGCCGCGAACGACGACAACUGCGAUGGUCCUCUACUAGCCACUGGUUCGUCGUCGUCGUCUUGCCACCCUAAGAAGGACAAGAGGAUCGCCUAUCCAGCCAGGAAUAUCCUGCAAAGCUCGGCGAUGCUGCUGCAUCAGGACAAUUGGCGCAAAGCCGCCACCCGAGUCAAGGACCACGACUGCGACGACGACGAGGACGAUUACGACGCCGCCGACGACGACGACAAAGCCGAGAAGAGGAGCCAACGGCACAUCUGGCGGCUGUGCCUCGUCCUCGGCGCCGUGGCUCUGUGCAAUCUCGCGCUCAACGCCGCCGUCCUCAUGGUGCUGCGCGUCAGCCAAGGCAUGGAGGCCAUCGAGCUGAUACGCGAGCGGGAUCUGAUCAAGUUUCACGGCAACACCGACUUGGACAGGGUGUGCCUGCAGCGAGGCGUCUGCGAGGGCUUUGGAGACGAGCCAAUUCAGCUGAUCGGCGACGCGGCCGGAGUCAACGUGCGAGUCGCCAAUAAAUACAGCGCCUCGGCUGCCAGCAGCCGUAGCAGCAGCAGUCUCAACGUGCUCAAGAACGGCACCGCCGGCUUCGCCAACGUGCGCUCCCUCGAGAUCAGGGAGCCCCGAAGCGGCCGCUCGGUCUUCUCCAGCGAGUCGCCGAGCUUCGAGCUGAGCCGCGAGGCGGGCCGCGAGCUCGAGCAGCUGCAGGCCGAGCUCGCGCAGACGCACCGCGUGGCGGCCCCCAAGCGCAGGGACUUGCGCGUGCUCGCCGACAGGUCGCUGCAUCUGCACGGCGCCGAGGGCGCGAGUCUCGACGCCAAGGAGAUGGCUUGGCUGGCGCGCGGCGAUAUCACGCUGAGGAGCCGCGAGGGCGACUUGGUGCUGGAAGCCGGCAACGGCAUCGAGAUUCCGAAUCUGCCCGUGGCGCCGAUCCAUCGUCAUCCGCCGAGCAGCAGCAGCAGCAGCAGCAGCGAGGCUCGCGAUCGGUACAAGGUGUGCGUCUGCAUGCCGGACGGCAAGCUGUUCUUGGUGCCGGCGCGCAACAAGGGAGGCGCGAGGCUCGAUUGCGCCGCGUUCGUUCGAGCCCAGAAGAGCGAUCCGUGUGCCAUGUAAAAAAUAAUAUAUACAUACAUAAAAUGAUUAUUUCGUAUAUACGAUGCAUCGUUGAACUCGCGUUGACCUGCCUGAUAUGUAA